UAGGUGUAGCUGGCCCGUACCCGCAUAUUGACAGUUGACACCAAUAAAAAAAUUUCCCCUUUCUACCGAAUCUAAUCCCUAAUUCGUAAAAUACUCGCAGUAUUCAUCGGCAGAUCAAAUAAUCAUUUGAUUACAGAAAAAUGACGGAGGCCGUGAUUCGGAAGAAGGCAGGAAUGGCGAGCAUUAAGGACAUGCCGGUACUUCAGGAUGGCCCACCGCCGGGCGGGUUCGCUCCAGUCCGGUUCGCACGUCGGAUCCCCAGCAAGGGCCCCAGCGCCAUGGCCAUUUUCUUUGCGGCUCUUGGUGCCUUCUCCUGGGGCAUGUACCAAGUCGGUAAAGGCAACAAGAUCCGCAGGGCGCUCAAGGAAGAAAAAUAUGCUGCCCGCAGGGCAAUAUUGCCAUUGCUUCAAGCCGAAGAGGAUGAAAGAUUUGUCAAAGAAUGGAAGAAGUAUCUCGAGGAAGAGGCCAGAAUCAUGAAAGACGUGCCUGGUUGGAAAGUGGGUGAAAAUGUGUACAACUCUGGAAGGUGGAUGCCUCCAGCAACUGGGGAGCUUCGUCCCGAUGUCUGGUAAAGAUUUGAUGGUCCAGUGUCGAAAGUUCUUCUGGUGAAUGGGUUUCAGCAGUAACAUAGUUUCUUUCCUGCGACAUUGCACUAUCCUCUGGCUGGAAUUCUCAUUUAAAUAAAAAUGAUGUUAAAAAAUCUGUUCACUCUUAUUCAAGCUACUUUACAAAAAUCUGUCAAUUUGCUUUUCCAACACGGUCCAUUUUGCUUGAAAAUGUGGGACCCAUGAAAUCCUCUGAUUUGUAUGGGACUCUUCAGAUUUUACGAUUUAUAUCUUCCUUUCGCAGUCUAAUAAACGUCCAUGUGGUUUC
Messenger RNA from Olea europaea var. sylvestris, 873 nucleotides. Its product is annotated as NADH dehydrogenase [ubiquinone] 1 alpha subcomplex subunit 13-B. The transcript is spliced from 3 exons. The record is from RefSeq and is a predicted model, not a curated record. NCBI's taxonomy places the organism in Eukaryota, Viridiplantae, Streptophyta, Magnoliopsida, Lamiales, Oleaceae. The coding region runs from base 141 to 572 and encodes 143 amino acids.